AUGAUAAAACACAACUCCAGUUCCUCUCUUGUCGUCAGGGACCUGUCGUACAUAAAGGUGAUCGACGUGGGCCGGCGGUACCUUGUAAACCGUGUCCUGGAUCACAUCCAGAGCCGGAUCGUGUAUUAUCUGAUGAACAUCCACAUCACCCCACGCUCCAUCUACUUGAGUCGCCAUGGAGAGAGCGACCUCAACAUCAAGGGACGUAUCGGGGGAGACUCAGGGCUCUCUGACAGGGGCAAAGAGUAUGCAAUGCAUCUCAGGAAGUUCAUCCAGGAACAGGACAUUAAGGACCUGAAGGUUUGGACCAGUCAGAUGAAGAGGACCAUCCAGACAGCAGAGUGUUUGGGAGUGCCCUACGAGCAGUGGAAGGCCCUCAAUGAGAUCGACGCGGGUGUGUGUGAGGAGAUGAUGUACGAGGAGAUCCAGGAGCACUUUCCAUUGGAGUUUGCCAUGAGAGAUCAGGACAAAUACCGCUACAGAUAUCCCAAAGGAGAGUCGUAUGAGGACCUGGUACAGAGACUGGAGCCUGUGAUCAUGGAGCUGGAGAGACAGGAGAACGUUCUGGUCAUUUGUCACCAGGCCGUCAUGAGGUGUCUACUCGCGUACUUCCUCGACAAAACCGCAGAUGAGCUGCCUUAUCUUAAAUGCCCUUUGCACACUGUUCUCAAACUGACGCCUGUAGCUUACGGUUGUAAAGUGGAGUCCAUUUAUUUGGGCGUGGAUUCAGUGAACACUCAGAGAGACAGACCAGCGAAUGUGACGAUGCAGCGCAGCACAGAGGAUGCUCUUCAGACUGUCCCACCACAUUUCUGAUCUACUUCCUCCACCUUAACCACACUCCUGCCACUGACUUUUAAUAAUAAUGUUAUUAUAAAAAAGAAAAACACACCACAGACCUCUUGUCUAGACCUCCAUUUACAACCUCCGGACACACAAAGAUGUACUAUUUGAUGUACGUAACUCCGCUUCAGCACUUUCCUCUCACUUGUCCAUCACUGCAGCCUCCAUAUCUGUGAAGAAACAUUAUUUUUUUUUAUAAGUGUGAAUAAUGUAAUGUAACUUUUAAUUUGCACCUUUUUCUAAUGUUUUUUGUAUUGUUUACCAAGGUGCUUCUGCUAAUGUCUUACGUUUGCUGUUGAGUGAAGUAAAAGAGAAAAAAAAAACAAGUCUUAUCAAAAUAAAAGCCUUUAUACAACAGAGAAAAAAAAUAUAUAAAAAUGGCUUAAUUGAAGUGUACUUGAGGACUUGUGGUUUUGCAGGUAUGAUGUUGAUAAAGCAAUUCUUCUGCUUAUGUACUGUGACCCACUGUAAUUAUUGUACUGUAAAAAUAAUACAAAUAUAUUAACAAUUUUUGACAUGUUACUGUGGCAUUAAAUCAUUAUUCAUUGAAAA
Molecule: messenger RNA, 1395 nt
Organism: Boleophthalmus pectinirostris (great blue-spotted mudskipper)
Lineage: Eukaryota; Metazoa; Chordata; Actinopteri; Gobiiformes; Gobiidae
Product: 6-phosphofructo-2-kinase/fructose-2,6-bisphosphatase 4-like
Exons: 8
Coding region: 1-816 (271 amino acids)
Biological process (GO): fructose metabolic process; fructose 2,6-bisphosphate metabolic process
Cellular component (GO): cytosol
Molecular function (GO): ATP binding; 6-phosphofructo-2-kinase activity; fructose-2,6-bisphosphate 2-phosphatase activity
Source: RefSeq, a predicted model, not a curated record